Messenger RNA from Necator americanus (New World hookworm), 606 nucleotides. RefSeq lists its product as uncharacterized. NCBI's taxonomy places the organism in Eukaryota, Metazoa, Nematoda, Chromadorea, Rhabditida, Ancylostomatidae. Bases 1 to 606 code for a protein of 201 amino acids. The record is from RefSeq and is a predicted model, not a curated record. The transcript has a single exon.
AUGAAGCACACCAAGAUCGUUAAGGGAGCCGUUCUGCGCCGCUCUAGUCAGAUCCUGGAGAGGUGGCGAGAGUACUACAAUCAGUUGUGUAACGAAGAGUUCUGUCAUCCUCCCAUCCUAACUGUUCCCAGCGUCGAGGGUCCUGUUCUACCAACUGCUGACGUCGAAGUCAGCGCUGCCCACGCAAAAAUGAAGUCGAACAAGGCAACCGGUCCUGAUGACAUACCUGCUGAUGUCUGGAAGCUGCUAGGAGAUCGAGGGUCCAUGUGGCUCGCAACUCUAUUUAACAAGAUCGUUGCAGAAGGACGGACUCCAGACGUUUGGCAAACUUCCGUGACCGUGCCUGUCUGGAAGGGGAAAGGAGACAUUGCUGACUGCACCUCGUACAGGCCUAUACGACUGCUGUGCGAUACGAUGAAGGUUUUUGAGCGUGUCGUGGAAGCUCGUCUGAGGAAAAAAAAAUUCCUUGUACAAGUAGGGGUUCAUCAGGGUUCAUCCCUCUCACCUCUGCUGUUCAUACUGUGCAUGGACACGAUAACGAAAGAAUUCCAGAAGCAGCAUCUGUGGACUAUACUCUUUGCCGGCGAUGUCAUCCUUGCGUCAUAG